AUGGCAAAGGAAGGUGUUACUGUUACUGAUCCCUCCACUCGACCUAUUGAGCUCUCCUUCCCUCUUCCAAAGGCCCCCGAAACCAGGAUCCAUCUUUACCUUACGAUUCAAGCAACCUCGUUGCUAUUGUUUCUGACAACAGCUUUGAAUGGAGACACAUCAACAGCUGCGCCUUUAGGCUCAUUCGUCUAUGCUCUUCCAGAUAGAAUAAACCCGGGCCAAGCGCUCUCGACACCCCUCUACACCUACGAAUCCUCAGUGGAGUUCACGACCCGUCUUGCAAAAUUAUUGGCGCGCAAAACCCAGAGGCCGGUCUAUGUUGGGAACUCUAUAAGCUUUGCGAGUGCUGGGAUGGGGGGCACUGUUGAGGAGGAGAUGGAAGGUUUCAGGAAGGUCGUAGAGGUAGUGAUGGAUCAGGUCAGGAAGAGUGGCGAGGGGCAGCCUGUCAAUGGAGCAGAUGACAGGUGA
Messenger RNA from Amorphotheca resinae ATCC 22711, 468 nucleotides. RefSeq lists its product as hypothetical. The coding region runs from base 1 to 468 and encodes 155 amino acids. Lineage: Eukaryota; Fungi; Ascomycota; Leotiomycetes; Helotiales; Amorphothecaceae. The record is from RefSeq and is a predicted model, not a curated record. Gene Ontology annotation, biological process: proteasome assembly. The transcript is spliced from 2 exons.